AUGCAAAAAACAUGCUCAUUUCUUGCUUUAAUUCUCAAUUUUUCUAUAUUUUCCAUAUCAUCAUCUAUCUUGACUUCAUCAAAUGAUGGAAUAUGUGCAGGUGCAACAUGGAAUCCUAACGGUAUUACUGUUGCUGGCAGCAAAACACAAGGAUCUGAAUUGAAUCAACUUGCAUAUCCCGAAGGAUUAUUUAUUGACGAUGACGGUUCAAUAUUUAUUGCGGAUCGCGAUAACCAUCGUGUUAUUAAAUAUGUGCCCGGUUCUUCGCAUGGUCAAAUAGUUGCUGGUGGAAAUAAACCAGGAAAUAAUAGUAAUCAACUGAAUACUUUGACAAAAGUUGUUGUUAGUCAAGAUGGAACAAUGUUUAUCUGUGAUCGUGAAAAUCAACGUGUUCAACGUUGGUCGAAGAAUGCUAAUCAUGGAGAAACAAUUAUGAAAAACAUCACUUGUUGGGGUUUAGCUUUAGAUAUCGAAGGAUCUUUAUAUGUUUCUGAUAUGGCAGGACAUCGUGUAAUGAAAUGGCCCCAGAAUCAAAUCGUCGCAGGUGGUAAUGGGAAAGGUAAUGCGUUGAAUCAGUUGGCAAAUCCUUAUCACAUAUUUGUUGAUCGAGAACAAUCAAUAUUUAUUGCUGAUAAAGGCAACAAUCGUGUUCUGCAAUGGAAAAAAGGCGAAACUCAAGGAACGGUUAUCGCUGGUUUUAAUGGUUAUGGAAAUGGUGUUGAUCAAUUGUACCGACCUUAUUCCGUUGUUAUCGAUCAAAUGAAAACGGCCUAUGUCCUUGAAUACAUUAAUUUACGUGUAACACGUUGGCUUAAAGACGAAAAAUCAAGCAGUAUUAUCAUAGGUGGACCCGGCUUCGGUAGUGGAUCGAAUCAAUUAUAUUUUCCACGUGAUUUAGCAUUUGACCGACAAGGAAAUUUAUAUGUAGCUGAUGGAAAUAAUCAUCGUAUACAAAUGUUUUCAAUCAAUAAGAGUGCCUGUCAGUAA
Molecule: messenger RNA, 987 nt
Organism: Rotaria socialis
Lineage: Eukaryota; Metazoa; Rotifera; Eurotatoria; Philodinida; Philodinidae
Source: the annotation of a GenBank genome assembly